This is a messenger RNA of Camelina sativa (false flax), 2755 nucleotides long. The record is from RefSeq and is a predicted model, not a curated record. Lineage: Eukaryota; Viridiplantae; Streptophyta; Magnoliopsida; Brassicales; Brassicaceae.
CCGGGUUUUCGGUUCAUAAUAAAACCGCCACCGGCAAAUUUCAAAUUCCAUCUCUCGUCGUCGUCUUCGUAGAUUCGCCGCUGGCUCAAUGAAAACGGCAGCGAUAAUGUUCCUUCCCCGCGUGAAAAUUACUCGCUUCCCUGCACUAGUAACGUAUCGUCGUCUCUUCUCCGCCUCCUCCGGCGACUCUCUUCAGCAAUACAUCACUGAGAAACCACCGAUCAAACCAUGGCCGCAGAGGCUAUUCCCAAAGCGAUUAGUCUCAAUGAUCACUCAACAACAAAACAUCGAUCUCGCUCUCCAGAUAUUUCUCUACGCCGGUAAAUCCCACCCCGGGUUUACUCAUAAUUACGAUACUUACCACUCGAUUCUCUUUAAACUAUCCCGUGCUCGUGCUUUCGAUCCAGUGAAGUCUCUCAUGGCGGAUCUUCGAAACUCUUACCCGCCGAUCAGAUGCGGCGAGAAUCUAUUCAUCGACUUGCUUCGAAACUACGGUCUCGCAGGUCGGUACGAAGCUUCUGUGAGGAUCUUUCUUCGAAUCCCUGAUUUUGGUGUUAAACGCUCCGUUAGAUCGUUGAACACACUCUUAAACGUUUUGAUACAGAAUCAGAGAUUUGAUUUGGUUCAUGCCAUGUUUAAGAACAGUAAGGAGUCUUUUGGAAUCACUCCCAACAUCUUCACUUGUAAUCUAUUAGUGAAAGCUCUCUGCAAGAAAAAUGAUAUAGAAAGUGCAUAUAAAGUGCUCGACGAAAUUCCCGCCAUGGGUUUGGUGGCAAAUUUGGUGACUUACACUACGAUUUUAGGUGGGUACGUUGCUAGAGGUGAUAUGGAAGCGGGUAAGAGGGUUUUGAGGGAGAUGUUGGAUCGUGGGUGGUAUCCUGAUGCGACUACUUACACUGUUCUCAUGGAUGGUUACUGUAAGCUAGGGAGAUUCUCUGAGGCGGCUAUGGUGAUGGAUGACAUGGAAAAGAACGAGAUUGAGCCGAAUGAAGUGACGUAUGGAGUUAUGAUCAGAGGUUUAUGCAAGGAGAAGAAAUCAGGGGAAGCACGUAACAUGUUCGAUGAAAUGCUGGAUAGAAGUUUCAUGCCAGAUUCUUCUCUUUGUUGUAAAGUUAUUGACGCGUUGUGUGAAGAUCACAAGGUAGAUGAAGCUUGUGCUUUGUGGAGAAAAAUGUUGAAGAACAAUUGUAUGCCUGAUAAUGCUCUUCUGAGCACUCUCAUCCAUUGGCUUUGUAAAGAAGGGAGAGUUUCAGAAGCAAGGAGAUUGUUCGACGAGUUUGAGAAAGGCUCGAUCCCUAGUCUCUUGACGUAUAACACUUUAAUUUCUGGUAUGUGUGAGAAGGGCGAGUUGACAGAGGCGGGUCGAUUAUGGGACGAUAUGGUUGAGAGGAAAUGCAAGCCGAAUGCUUUCACAUACAAUGUUUUGAUUGAAGGCUUGUCCAAGAAUGGAAAUGUUAAGGAAAGUGUUAGGGUGCUUGAAGAGAUGCUGGAGAAUGGUUGUUUUCCUAACAAAACAACGUUCUUGAUAUUGUUUGAAGGGUUGCAGGAGUUAGGGAAAGAAGAGGAUGCGAUUAAGAUUGUCUCAAUGGCUGUUAUGAGUGGGAAAGUUGAUAAAGAAUCUUGGGAACUUUUUUUGAAGAAGUUUGCCAGUGAACUCGAUAAAGGGGUUUUGGUUCUUAAAGAGUUGUUGCUUGAAAUAUCUGUCUCUUGAAGAACCAAGACUAUGAUCAAUAUUAUAUUACUUAGUGCUCAAAGGGCUAUGCGGCUAUCGACGUCUUGAAGGUAACUAUUUUACUCUCGAAUUUGGUUUUCUGGCUCGAGACAUAUAGAUGCAUCGUAUUACAUAUAUUAAGAUACAAGAAAAGAAUAGUAUAAAUAGGCUCUUGUGGUAGAUAAAGGUAUAAGGGACGAGAAGCUGCAGCAACCCGAGAGUCGAGGCCUUAAGACUCGGCAUCCAUGUUCUGAUUCAAGUUAGCUGACUUUUGAUGGGGGGGAAGAUGGAGACUUGCAAAGAAGAAAAGAUCUCCAAAUUGAUAUUUUAUUAAAUGAAUUUUGAGUGUUACGUAGAUACUACUGCACUAUGUAAGCUACUAACAAGUGGAAACUAUGAUUUCUGGUGAGGUGGAUGUCGAAAGAGCGAUUGAUAGUGUAAGCUGAAGAUAAUAUAAGACGAAACCUAAGUUGGAUCAUGGAAAUAGCUCAAGUGAUCAAUAUCCAAAAAGUGAGAGGAAUGUUUUGGAAAAUUAAAGAAACAUAUCAAUGUUGUGUAGAGACAAGACAAGAGUCCAUCGGUGGAGUGACACAGCUGAGACACUCCCCCGUAGUUCUUGAUGGUGUUUGCCUUGGCGUCAUAGCCACGUCGAUGAUAGCUUGCUUGACCACUUGGUCUGACCGAAUAUUUAGCAUCUGCACUUUACUAUUGUUUUUGUUUAGAUGGGUUUGUCCGAGGUCGAUCUUAUGAAUCUUGGCCUCGACGUUUUUCCAUCUUUGAGACAGAAAAUUAAACUAUAUCAUCCAUAAGUUUCCAAAUAAGUCAAGAUAAGAUUGUUGGAUCCGUGGAGUCAAGGUGGAAGCAAUGGGGUUUAAAACGUGCAGUUUUGUAGAGAGAAAGACACGAUCUGAAAAGAUCGCUAGUGGUCCAGUAGAUGAAUCCAUUGAACGUGAACUUGAGAAGAGAGUUGUAGAAGAGAGAUAGGGACAUAGUCUAGGGCAUCUCCAAUGGUCCUCUAUUUCUAUUUCUAAACUCUAUUAUAGA